AUGACUGAACAAGAUCCUAAUUUCUUUAAAUAUCCAUUAAAACUGAUCAAACAAGAAGUCAUAAACAUUAAGCAGAGACAGCCAUCUUCUUUUGUAGCACUUUGCUUGUUGGUUCUACACAACAAUACUUUAGAUAAAAAAAUAUUCAAAACUAAUACACAACUUAUCAGUAACUGCGUUGAAAUGAUUUCAAUGGAAACCGAGGUAGAUUGUAGUAGCUCUCUAGUAGAAUUUGAAAAAAGUCUUCAAAAUAAACUUCAACUUUUUGUUACAGAUAAUGGAACAGCCUAUGUGGCAGUACACGAUAAAAUGUUUGACAUUAUAACAGCUAUUUUGAUUCCUUUAAUGUUUUCGAGUGUCAUUAAAUUUGGAAAUAGUUCGCUGCUUUCAAAUCGGAUUCAGCUUACUUCACUUGUUGAGAAAUCUGAUGAUUUUGUGCAGCUUCUUCCCUCUGAGCUAGACAGUGCCUAUUUUGAAAGGAUUAAAUUGGACAUCGAACAAGGACAUCACUGGGAUGUGUUUUCUAACAUACAAACCAGAUUGGAAAAAUACCGACACAUAUUUUUAGUUUUUUUAAGUCAAACAGAAUUGAAUAUGAACACGUUAGGAAGUGAUGGUUCGACUCCUUUGUUUGUUUCAGCGUAUAAGGGUUAUACAGUUUUCGUAAAAUUUCUAGUAGAGAAAUGUCCAGAACAAAUAUUUCAAAGGGAUGAGAACAACAGGUCACCUUUAUACAUUGCGUGUAAACAAGGUCAUACAGAGGUUGUUCAGUAUCUCUUAAACGUUGACAAAGAUGUCCAUCAAGUUCAAAACAGCAACUGCACUCCUUUUUAUGUAUCUUGUCUCGAACGACACAUAGAUAUUGCUAAGAUUUUAUUACAACACGAAUCAAUGAAUAAAGACAAAUCAAUUUCGCAUGCUCCAUAUAAAAAGAGAAAUUUGACAAAACAUAAAACCGAUAUGCUAAUCAAUAAGCCAAUGGACACUGGUAUCACUCCGAUAAUUGCUGCAGCUUAUAGGGGUUGCGUAGACAUAGUUGAAUUUCUUCUUAAAAACAAUGCCGCGCUAGAUAUUACUGACGACACCAACUCAACAGCCCUUCAUUAUGCCUGUUUAUGUAAUCAUACGGCAAUUGCACGUUUACUAGUCAGACACGGAGCUGCAUUGGAUCUGAGGGACGAUUUAAAUCAAAGUCCAUUUUUCAUUUCUUGCUAUUAUGGAAACAUUGAUAUUAUAAAAGUUUUGCUCUUUGGUAAACAUUAUUCCAAAAGAAAUCGUGGAGGCAUAAAUGAUUCUUCCUCGUCAGAUAAACCGACUUCUUCCACUCAGUUCAGUCAUCAUACCCUUCCAAUAAAAAAACGUGCUUAUCUUAAGGAAACUGAUGUCCAGGGUGACACCGCUUUACAUGCUACCUGUUAUAACGGACACAUCGAAGUAGGAUUAUUAUUAAUUGAAACAGGCAUAGAUGUAAAUGCAGUUAAUAACAAAGGUCAAACGCCGCUCUUAGUAGCUUGUGCAAAUGGAUUCUUUAAUAUCGCAAAGUUAUUAAUUGAUCAUAACGCAAAUAUUAAUCAGAGCGAUCAUGAAAAGUUUACACCAUUGUUGUAUGCCUCAAAAGGCAAUUUAGAUACAGUCGAAUUACUGAUAAAGCUCGACUGUGAUAUAAAUGCAAAAAACUGUGACAAUAUUACCGCUUUGCAUAAUGCUUGUCGAAAAGGAAACGCAAAAAUAGCUAAACUACUUUUAGAUCACGGGGCAAUCAUCAACGCAUGUGGAGGGGGAGGUAAAACGUCUUUAUUCUAUGCUGCAAGAAAUAAUCAACUUGAUGUGAUAGAAAUUCUUUUGAGUAGUGGAGCUAUUGUUAACCAUCAGGAAGAUGAUGGAGGUACCCCACUUCAAGGUGCUUGUAAAAACGGACACCUAGAUGACGUUACGCACGAUACUGGUGUCACCAAACGUAACGUCGAAUUACGACGUUUUCUACAUGGAAAAAAAACGUUGAAAAACGACGGCAUUGAAAGACUGAAUUGGAUUGUUUUUUAA
Molecule: messenger RNA, 2043 nt
Organism: Mytilus trossulus (common blue mussel)
Lineage: Eukaryota; Metazoa; Mollusca; Bivalvia; Mytilida; Mytilidae
Product: ankyrin repeat domain-containing protein 50-like
Exons: 1
Coding region: 1-2043 (680 amino acids)
Molecular function (GO): protein binding
Source: RefSeq, a predicted model, not a curated record